Molecule: messenger RNA, 3943 nt
Organism: Neurospora crassa OR74A
Lineage: Eukaryota; Fungi; Ascomycota; Sordariomycetes; Sordariales; Sordariaceae
Exons: 3
Coding region: 421-3303 (960 amino acids)
Source: RefSeq, a predicted model, not a curated record
UCCCCCCCUGGAGUAAUAAAGCCCCAUCCGGGACGUAAUCGCCCGCACCACUCGCACGCACCUUCUUCCUCUUUCUCCUUUCUUUCUUUUUCCUGCUUCUCCGGCUUUUUUUUGUUAUUCUUAUUCAGUGUGCCAUAUCCGAAGUAGGAUUUUGCCCCUGUGCAUUCAAUCGCAAUUCUAACUGGCGCAGAAAGUGCAUGAGGGCGAAUAUUAGAUUAGUAUACCACGCAAUAUUGCGAUCUCACUGCCGUGCCAUCACAUGCAGCACCGUAUAGUCCUCUCCAGCUUCGACCGCAAGACACCGGCCAAGUAGGACACCCGGCGCAUUCUUCUUAGCAAGACAUAAUACUAGAUCGGACCUCACCACCCCAUUACAUAUAUUGACUGUAUACCAAACCCGCAAGUGGAAAGGGAAGCGACAUGCCACCGUUAGCCCUUCCCGCUAGAGCCGGCACCAUGGCAUCCAGCAACCCCAACAUCAAUGGAACCGGCGCCAACAGCUCCACACGUAUUGUCACCAAUGGUGCCGAUGGCCCACAACAAGAAGAAGAAGAAACCCAGAUGAACCUCGACGCCACAACCUGGGACCAGAUCAUGGCCAAGUACUGGGCCUCCACUGCCGCCAACCGCGAACGCGAAGACGCCGAGCUGCGCGAGGCCUUUGCCCGAGAGGAACGUGAACUAGCUGAUCGCCAGCUAAAGCUCGGUCAAGAGCGGGUCAAGCUGCUGGAGCAACUCAAAGCUAUUGACCAGCAAUGGACGGAGAUCGAGGCGCAGAGGAAGACCAAGGAGAAGGAUCAGAAGAGGAGGUGUGAGACGAUUCGAGAGGAGAGGGAGAGGGACGAUGAGUUGAAGAGGAGUUGGUUUGAGGAGAACAGGAGGAAGGCUGCAUCGGGUGAGAAAGGACAAGACCCGGCAGGUUUGGCCAUGUUAGCGAAGAAGGCCCAGGGCGUGGCUGCUGUGGCCGGUGGUGAACUUUGCAAUGGGAGUGGCUCGACUUCGGGAUUGUCGUCGCAGCGGGAGACGCCGCUGAGAGAGGAAGCACAACAACGGCAACGGCACGCGUUGCCUAGUCGGCCUAGGGAAGGCGGUAGGACACCAAGCGAGGAGCACGACAGGGCACAAGAACUUCAGCAACAACUACGCAAUGAACAACAGCAGCAGAAGGAGAGGACUGAGAAUGGACUGGAUGGAAAGGCCGUGGACAUGGACAAACUGCCCAAGGUUUAUAAUGGUGCGGGUACGUGCGUCGGUCAUGUGCGGCCCAUCAACCUAAGAAACCACUUGACUAUGCAUAUCCAGCAGCAACCGAUUAAGCGUCACGUACAGACUCGCCAGGGACGGAACUUCACCGCCGAGACGCUGGAAACCAUCUACGAACCGAGCGACAAGAAGGGCGCCAAGUGGUUGAGCUGUUGGAUUCAAGCUACGGGCCAUGUUCAAGAAACCCCUUGCGCGUCAUGCACAACUCGCCAAGGCGUCUUCCCGCAGUGUAUCAUCCUGGACGCCGAGGGCUUCCCCCGGUGCGGUAACUGCGAGUGGAAUCGCCAGGGAUGCAGUGGUGCUUCUAAGCAUGCAGACCACGAGAUGGCCGAAGCCAGCCCAAAGGCCGGGAACGGAGAGGUGGCUCAAGAAGCUCCCGUUGUUACCAGUGGCUUUAAAGCUGUGAAUGGCACAUCGGCGAGCCAGAAGACCGCGAAGGUGGUUAGCAACGGAGAUGAGCAGCCAGCACGAUCCAAACUGCCCUCGGGGCGCAAGUCCCUUCCGAGCACGCGCAAGUCCAGUGUGCAGCCCGAAUCAAUCGCCCCAACGCCCCUGGAAGGCAGUCCAGCGCCCAACGACAGCGAUCACGCAGAAGAUCUUCCUCCCAUCAACCUGGCAAACCUCGCCCUCCGUGACGACGGGACUGUUUUUACAGACCCCCCUUGCAUGCGCGGCGUUCCCCUCGUCAGGAUCGGCCCCGACCAUCCUUAUUGGGAUCCCGAAUGGGUCGCGCUCGAGGAGCCGAUCCAAGCCCAACUCGCCAAGUGGUCGGAAAAGUACGAAAAGUUGAAAAACGAGGGCGGCGCGGCGUCGACAAAAUAUCUGGCUGGUCGUCAACAAAACAGGGGCAAAUUGGUUUUGGACUUUCUGGCAAAGGGAGAGUUCCACCCUUAUCAGCUCAUGGCAAAGCACCUCAUCAACAAAGCCUACAUAGGUUAUGAUAACUUGUACCGCAUGGUGCAGGUGCUGGAGGAACUCAAGAGGUUCAAGCAGCUGGAUGUUUCACCUUCACAAUGGCUUAGACACCGAUUACACGAAAUCCACGAAGAGCUGGGCGAUAAGUUCAACCUCGGAAAGGCGGUGGAGAACCUCUACUCGGACCCCAAACUUCGGCUACUUCGCAGCGAGAGCGGGUUUGGCAAUAUUGGUCGGCCGAGGGGCUACAAGCCUACGAUGGCUGAUAAGGGAGAGGAUGGGCCAGCUCCCAAGAAGGCGGCCAAGGGGACGAAGAGGAAGGCGGCUGCUGCUCACUCGACAGAUGACCCUGCCAACCAGUCAGAAGAGCAACUUCGUGUCGUAGACCACCACCAAGCCGCCGACACAAGAGCCCCAUCUUCCCAUUCCUCACCCUCUACUUCAGAAGAAAUGGGUCAUCCAACCCAUGCGAUUUCUAAGCCUCCCGCAGCCAAACACCACCAGCCCUCCCCCUCCGUGACCCUCAAAAUCCAAGCUCCCCCCGAAGAUCUCUACUACGAAGGCUACACCUCGGACGACUCCUACUCGGGCGACAAGAUCACAGAAGUCGACUGGCGGCUAUUACAAGUUCGUCACCGGGAAAUGACCACCAACACCGGUAUUACACAAUACUGGCAUUGGCUGGGCGCCGGCGAGGACUUGACGGGUCGCGGAGAGGAAAACUGCUUUGAGCACCAAGUCCUUAAAGAUGUCAAGGGCCGUCGCGUGACGUGGGGCGUCUACAAGGAGCCGAUUGAUUUCCAUCUGAGGUUGGACGAAAUCGAGGAGGUGGUGUAUGCGCCUGAGGGGAGUGGGUGUUUGAAGAUUUUGAUUAGUGUGAAGAAGGAUGCUGCACAUCAUCAUCAUCAUCGUCAUCAUGGGGAUGAGGAGGAGGAGGAGGAGGCGCAGGAGGCGCAGGAGUCGAGGGGGGAUGUGUUGGCUUGGUUUAAGCGGGAGAGAACCAAGAGGAGGUUUUUGAGCUUUUUGGUGAAGAAGGGGAAGCGGGUGGUGAGGAGUACUGCGGCGUACGUGGAACAAGCUUGGGAUGAUAUGGACUCGGUUGUUUUGCCGCAUGAGGAUGAAUAGGGUUUUGAGAUCCUUCGGGGAAAAAGAACUACCCAUGGUUGCUUGCCCAUGAGCGCGAGGAACACGGUGGGUGGUGGCGAUUGGUGAGAAAUUGUCAGUUGGGAAGUUGUGAAGCGCGUCAAAAAGGUUCCACGGAGGGAUAUGCUUUUCUUGUUUUUUCUCAUUCUUCUGCUCCAGAUGUUUUGCUUCACGGCACUCUUGGUUUGCGUGGCCUCGAUCCAUAGAUCGGCCGAUCGUGGUUUUACUGCAUUUCCUGACUUUCCUGGUUUUCUUCUGCAGGCGGUUGUGCUGGUUGGUAUGGAGUUUGGGAGUUUAUGUUUUUCUUAUUGUUCGUUUUUUUGUGUUUCCUUUUUUUUCUUCCUUGCAUUCACUACCGGGUCUUUUGUGUCUAAACGCCGGGAUAAAGUGGUAGGAUACAAACGCAGCGUCAAGGGGGUUGGUGAUGGUGGUGGUGGUGGUGGUGGUCAGUUUACUGCUUGCUUGUUCCGGGCGUUGCUGGUAUGGUGGGUGGAAAGACUGGAUUUGAAAAAUUUUCGUUUUGAAGAGAGAGAGAGAGAGAGAGAGAGAGAGAGGGAAGACUGGAGUGAUUCAUUAUUUAGGUAGCCGAGUGAAAGUAGUGGAAGGUAAUUGAUAGAGAUGG